GACGGGGCCGCUCGCUGAGCGUUAGGACUGGUUCCCCUUCCCUCCAACUCGCUACCACCAAACGCAGCGCGGGGAGCUGGUUUCCCUAUCGCAGUCCCUUCCUUAGUCCCCCUCGACUAUACUCGGCGGCAUAUUUCAGUCACUUUCACUGCAUGGAUCAGCUGGACGAUCUUGCGAGAGGUCUGCAGGUCACUAAUUUCCUGGACGUUUCUGUUUGUACGAUUUUCGUUUACGACUACUUCAUCAAUUUACCAGACGAGAUCAAAUACCUGUGGAGAAGACGCGAAAUUGGAUGGGGAUUGGUUCUGUAUAUCCUCGUCAGGUAUCUUCCGUUCAUAUCGUUACCACUGGCGCUUUCAUCUCAGCUCUUGCCUGCUCUGAGUAAUGACACCUGCAAGUCUCUGCUCUACACCGUCAAUAGUAUGUUCGCUCCCGGUGGAAGUUUGACUGAUCCUGAUUUGGAAGCAGUCUUAGAGAGCGCUGAGGUCAUCGCCGCCGAGGUGCUGUUUGCUUUCAGGACAUACAUUAUGUGGAAUCGCAACAAGAUCGUCUUUGCUCUCCUAAGUAGUAUGACCGCGGUGGCCUUGGCCUUAGUAACGGCACUUCUCGUGCUGUUCCUCCCCACAAUAACGCUGGUCUCACCGCCCGUCCCAGGGAUAAAUGGAUGCAUAAAGAGCAGCGCUUCGUCCAUCAUAUUCGGCGCUUAUCUCUUCAUCGUUGUUACGGAGCUGGUGAUCUUGGGUUUAAUCACCGUUCAUGCAUGUCAAGACAAGUACAGGCUACAGGGGGGCAUCAUCGAGACCAUGAUCUACAGCGGAGCGCUCUAUUGCACUUGCAUGCUCCUAUUCUCCGUGGCAAAUAUUGGCACCAAUCUACGCCUUCACGGAAGCUAUUCGGACCUCCUUAGCACAUAUCAAACUAUUUUCCACACUAUCCUUGCCUCGCGUUUACAACUUCAUCUCUGUAGUCAAUUCGAGGUCACUCAGGGUUCGCAUCGUUCUUACAAUAGUAUGAAGUUUUCUCCGAUUGUAUUUCAGCAGGGGUCAUCUGUCGUACAUGAGGUCUAGUGAUACCACG
Coniophora puteana RWD-64-598 SS2 is the source of this 1077-nucleotide messenger RNA. RefSeq lists its product as uncharacterized. The record is from RefSeq and is a predicted model, not a curated record. The transcript has 14 exons. The coding region runs from base 153 to 1067 and encodes 304 amino acids. NCBI's taxonomy places the organism in Eukaryota, Fungi, Basidiomycota, Agaricomycetes, Boletales, Coniophoraceae.